AUGUGGCAGAUAUCAGUCCAAUCUUCAACACUUUACUUCUAUUCACUGACUUUGUUGGCAAUUUUAACUCGAGCCAAAAAUGAGACAACGGAGAGAAUAAAUAUAAACGACAGACAGAUAGCAAGAAGUGAUGAUUCUGAUUUUAUUGCUAAAAGGUUAAGAGAGGCUUUAAGUGUUGGAAGAGCAACAGUGAGUGAGACUGCUGAGGAACUGACCACAGCGACGAAUCCCAACGGAAACAAUAUACAGCGUUCAUUAUCUCAAGGAAAUGGACGGAGACAGAUUUACAAUGAUCCAUCAGCUGAUCUCCCAUCACAUCGUCAUAACAGUUACGAUUACAAUCUCAGUCAAAUUGCUGAAAAAAAUUUCCACUCAACUAAUUUGCCAGAAUCAGUUUUUCCAAUUUUUCUUUCCACCUUUUGGCAAAUUUAUGAAAACUAUACUACUGCUAUAGCGAACUCACAAAACUCGAUUGCAGAGGAAAAUGUAGCAAGAACCACUCAAAGCUCACCAGUGCAAGCACUGAUUUCAUAUUAUGGAUAUAAAUUAGCAAAUUUCAAUGAAGCGGGCAAAAUGAUUAGCACCAACACGCAGUCAUUUCAGUCUGAGAUACAGGAAAGGUGCAUGAGAAGUCUCAACUAUGAGAAGGCUAUUGAGAAAAAACGGUUUCAAUGUCCUGUUUGUGAGCAAGGAUUUCAGUACCAA
Molecule: messenger RNA, 705 nt
Organism: Thelazia callipaeda (thelaziosis nematode)
Lineage: Eukaryota; Metazoa; Nematoda; Chromadorea; Rhabditida; Thelaziidae
Source: the annotation of a GenBank genome assembly